Plasmodium adleri (nom. inval.) is the source of this 2790-nucleotide messenger RNA. RefSeq names its product DNA replication licensing factor MCM6. The transcript has a single exon. Gene Ontology annotation, cellular component: nucleus; MCM complex. Lineage: Eukaryota; Apicomplexa; Aconoidasida; Haemosporida; Plasmodiidae. Gene Ontology annotation, biological process: DNA replication initiation; double-strand break repair via break-induced replication; mitotic DNA replication. The record is from RefSeq and is a predicted model, not a curated record. Gene Ontology annotation, molecular function: ATP binding; single-stranded DNA binding; single-stranded 3'-5' DNA helicase activity. The coding region runs from base 1 to 2790 and encodes 929 amino acids.
AUGUCAGCUAUAUUUAAUGAAAGUGAAUUAUCCGGACUAGAUGCCCAUAGUGCCUUUGGUAAUAAUGAAACUUCGAGUUUUCAAAAGAAAAAAAGGCGAAUCGAUGAAAAUUCGCAAAUGAGUGUAAAUGAUUUAGUUGAUGAUGGGGAAGAAGAAGAAGAUGAUGAUGAAGAUGAAGAAGAACCAUCAUAUGUUCAAGAUCAGAAUAUGGCCAAAGUAUUUGAGAAAUUUUUAAAAACAUUUUCUGAAAAAAAAAGUGAAGAAGAUGAAGAUGAUGGUGAUAGUAUUUGGAAAGAUAGUUUAAAUUUUGAUUUUCCAAGUAAUUUAGAAAUAGCAAAAGAUUCUCAUUAUGUAUUAUUAUUAUUUUCUAUUCUUCAAAAUUCUUAUUCAAGAAAUAAGGUUUUGAUUGUUGAUAUGAAACAUGUGUUAAUGUGGGAACCAACUGAUAAAAAUAGAUUUGAUAUAGGUAGUCAAUUAUAUAUGUAUAUAAAACGACACUUUUUAAGAAUAUUAGAUAUUUUUGAAAAAAAAGUACAGUUAUUAGCAGAAAGUAUUAAUCCUAUAAAAACUAAAGAAGUUGGAAAAAUAUGCUUAAGAUUUUAUAAUAAGAAGAAUCCUAUACAUUCUUUACGAAGUUUAAGAUGUGAAAUGCUUGGAGAAAUGAUUAGUGUCAGAGGACAAGUUACAAGAACUUCUGAUGUAAGACCUGAAUUAACAUUAGCAGCUUUUAAAUGUAAUGAAUGUGGUAAUAUUAUUAAUGGGGUUAAACAACAAUUUAGAUAUACACAACCAAGUAAAUGUCCUUCAGCUAGCUGUAGUAAUAUGUCUGAUUGGUCUCUCGUUUUGGAACAAUCAUAUUUUGUUGAUUGGCAAAAAAUCAGAUUACAAGAAAUUGCUCAAGAAAGUCCACCUGGUUCUAUGCCAAGAAAUAUGGAUGUAAUAUUAAGAAAUGAUAUUGUAGAUAGUGUACAUGCAGGAGAUCGUAUUAUAGUUACAGGAUGUUUAAUUGUUGUUCCAGAUAUUCCAACAUUAAUGAAACCAGGAGAUGUACCUAGAAGUGUAGCCAGACAACUUUUAAAGAAAAAUGAAAACUCUUUAGUAUCGCAAGGUUUAACUGGUAUAAAAGGUGUUGGUGUACAAGAUUUAAACCAUAAAUUAUGUAUAUAUGCAUGCCAAAUAGAAAAAUUAAAUAGUUCUAAGAAAGAUAAUAAUUUUGAUGAACAAACGCAAGUAGAUAUAAAUUGUGAAGAAAUUCUUAAUUGCGAUGAUUUGAAAUGGUUAAGAGAUAUUGCAACUCAUCCAAAUACUAUAGAUAUAUUAGCAGAAUGUAUAGCACCUAAAAUUUGGGGUAAUCUUGAAAUUAAAAAAGGAGCAUUAUUAAUGAUGACAGGUGGUGUACAAAAGAUUACAUCAAACUGUAAAUUAAGAGGAGAUAUCAAUAUGUGUAUUGUAGGAGAUCCAGGUACAGCCAAAAGUGAGAUAUUAAAAUAUGUUGAAAGUUUUGCUCCUAGAGCUAUUUUCACAUCAGGAAAAGGAUCAACUGCUGCUGGUUUAACUGCAGCUGUACAUAGAGAUCCUGAUCAAGGAGAUACUGUUUUAGAAGCUGGAGCAUUGAUGUAUGCUGAUCAAGGUAUUUGUUGUAUUGAUGAAUUUGAUAAGAUGGACGAAAAAGAUAGGGUAGCUAUUCAUGAAGCUAUGGAACAACAAACCAUUUCAAUCACAAAAGCUGGUAUACAAGCUACCUUAAAUGCAAGAGCUUCUGUUCUUGCGGCUUGUAACCCUAAAUAUGGAAGAUAUGAUACUCUAAAAACAUUUGCUCAAAAUGUAAAUAUUCCAGCACCAUUAUUAUCUCGUUUUGAUUUAUUUUAUACUAUGCUUGAUUGUAUUGAUAUUGAUAAAGAUACUAGUAUAGCUAACCAUUUGGUGUCUAUGCACUGUGGAGAAGAAGCAGAAAAACAUUUAAGAGCAAAUGCAGGAAGAUUGGAUUCUGUUAAAUUAGAAAUAUAUUUAGAAUUAAGUAAAAGAGUGAAGCCAUUAUUAACUGAUGAGGCAAAAUAUAAAUUAAUACAUUAUUAUGUUUCCUUUAGGAAUAUUGAAUAUUCUCCAGGGGCACAAAGAUCUAUGAGAAUGACUGUGCGUCAGUUAGAAUCACUUAUUAGAUUAAGUGAAGCUGUAGCUAAAUUAAAAUUUUCUCAUUUCGUAGAUGUAAAGCAUGUAGAAAUUGCAUGCUCUAUUUUCAAAGCAUCUAUGAAGAAAAUAUCAAACGAAAAAGAAAUAAACUUGGAUGAAGAAUUUGAUAAGGUUAAUAAUUCUUUAAUGGGUAACAAGGUUAGUAAAUUGGAUCAGGAAAAUGAAAACCCUGAACAAAACAAAAAAAUUACAACAAUUAAAGCUAGCGAAUAUCAAUAUAUAUCUGCUAUUAUCUUUGAAAUUAUUAAAGAAUACGAAUUUAAUAAUAAUAAUGAAAGUAUUACACAAGAUCAAUUAAUUGAAACAUAUCUUCAAGUAUAUGCAAAAGCGGAAUCUAGUGAACAAGUUGAUGAAUGGAUUUAUAAAUUAAAAAAAAUUAUUAACAGAUUAAUAAAUCAAGAUAUAAAACUCUUAUCAGAAACUAAUGAAGAUGAUCCUGAAAAGGUUAUUAUAAGAAUCCAUCCAAAUUAUGCAGGUCCGAUAGUUGAGGGUGUUUCAAAUAAAAAUACAUAUGGAUAUAACACAUUUAAAAAUUAUCAAACUCAAGAAAAGGCCCCAGAAGAUGAUGUAGACUUUCAAGAAGAAAUUGACAAUUUUUAA